UUGGCGUUCACAUCGAGAGCGACAGCAGCAACAAGUAAGCCCAGCCGAAGGAUCAGAUCAGAGCUUCAACCAUUAAAAGUCACAGUCGCUUGUACUUUAAGGCAAACGCAAACAGUUCGCGAAGUUAUCAGUUUUCCGGCGCCAGAUUUUUCCAAUUUACCGACGCCAAUUUGAUUGCCGGCGAUUCCCGAACUCAUCCAGUCGCAAAAAGUAUCAUUCAAAACCGCUUUAAAAUGAUGAAGUUCGUGCAAAUACUGUUGUGCUACGGCCUACUCUUGACCCUGCUCUUUGCCCUCAGCGAGGCUCGUCCUUCAGCAGGCGAAACAGGACCUGAUUCGGAUGGUCUGGAUGGACAGGAGGCUGAGGAAGUGCGCGGCGCCUACGGAGGAGGCUAUGAGAUGCCUGCCCAGGCCAUCUAUCCCAACAUUCCCAUGGACCGACUGCAGAUGCUCUUUGCUCAGUACCGACCCACUUACAGCGCCUAUUUGAGGAGUCCCACCUAUGGCAAUGUGAACGAACUUUACCGGCUGCCCGAGAGCAAACGUCAGGUCAGAUAUCGGCAGUGCUACUUCAAUCCCAUCUCCUGCUUUAGGAAGUAAGUUCCCAGCCAGCAGAUAGAUUAUCCACAACCUGCAGCCCUUGGAUAAAUUAACAAUUCAAGCAUUUCAACAACCCAAAAAUGAUGUUUAGCAUAAUGGAUCACCAAAAAUGUAACGCAAAUAUUUAGUGCAAUUAAACUAAAGCUAAGACUCAGCUUUAUCCACAUAUACAUAUAAAUAUACUGAAAUCUAUAUAUGUAACUUAACUAUUUAAAUGUCUAAAAAAGAAUGAAAAAAUGUUCCAUUGUAGUUACCAAAAAAAUAAAUGAUGUAUUUAUUUGAAUAUUAGCACAAAAGUUAAAAA
This is a messenger RNA of Drosophila rhopaloa, 903 nucleotides long. RefSeq lists its product as uncharacterized. The transcript is spliced from 4 exons. Bases 234 to 599 code for a protein of 121 amino acids. The record is from RefSeq and is a predicted model, not a curated record. NCBI's taxonomy places the organism in Eukaryota, Metazoa, Arthropoda, Insecta, Diptera, Drosophilidae.